AUAACUUUUUAAUGGAAGCACCUUGCUAAUUUCAAUUAAUUUUCCUUCUUACAUCUUCGUCGGAAUACACUCAUUUGAUAAAAGUCCAGCGGCAACCGUGGCUAUUCAUCCCGUAUUACGCGCAUACCAUACACCCCACGUUCCUUCGUCCCUUAGUUCCGAAGAUAUUCAGCGGAAGUCCUUGGACGAUUCAUAAUUACGAGACAACGGUAGAGGAGGGCUCGACUCCAGCGAGCCGGAGAUUACCUACAGAGAUGUACGGUCGAUAGUCUUCACCCAAACCUUUCCUACACAUCCGAAGUCUUCAUUCAGUAUGCCGGACAAGAACCUUACAAUUGCAACCUAUGCCGCAGGUGCUGGUUUAGCAGCCGUAGCUAUUGUUUACGUCUUUGGACCUACAUAUUUCAUAGACAACGAAUCUGCGAAUACGACAGCCCGCUCGCGGAAGAAUACAAUCAUCGGCUUGAACAAUCCCGCAAAUGACUGCUUCAUCAACUCAGUUCUGCAAGCCUUGGCGGGGUUAGGGGACAUGCGGAUAUACCUCACCCAAGAGACACAUAGAAGAGAUCUCGGCGGACCAGAGAUCUAUGCCCAUCUUGUGGAGGAUCCGGCACGGAAGAGCAUGCCAGCGUGGAAGAUUGAAGGAUUGCAAGCUGGAAUGGUUACUUUCGGAUUGAGAGACAUGCUGAACAAAUUAAAUGAGCGCCCGAUAUACAAAAAGACAAUCUCCGCUGCACCAUUUGUGCAAUGUCUACAGGAUGCUUUUAAGCAGAAGAUCAGUCGACAGCAGCAAGAUGCGCAGGAGUUCCUCCAAGUCCUAGCGGAAAGGUUGUGUGACGAGUAUCAUGCGGGCUACCGGGCCAGAGAUUUUGCACAUAAGACGCAGGGCUUGAUCAGUGAGAAUGGUUCCGUUGCCGAAGAACCUCUAGCUCGUAAACUGAGCCAGCUUGCUACAGCAAAUGGAGAGAGCCUACCCACAAAUCCUCCUGCUCCAGAGGACGAAUCGCUGGAGCAAGUUCAAGAUCGAAAGACUGCGGCCUCCUUCACAAAAACAAAUGGGGACCCAAAUACACAAAGUGAAGAGGAUGGCUUCCCCUUCGAAGGUAGCUCGGAGUCACAGAUCGAAUGCUCGACGUGCGGUUUCAAGCCGAAGGCUACGAGAACCACGUUCUGUUCAUUAACCUUGAGUGUUCCUCAAGUGAGUUCCACCACACUGAGUUCUUGCUUCGACCAAAUGUUCAAGACCGAAUACAUCGAAGACUUCAAGUGCGAGAAAUGCCGACUCCUCCAUGCCUUAGAAAUGUAUGAAGAGGAAUACUCGAAAUCAAAUUCAGACAAAUUCAGGACAAAGACAAAGCAAUAUAUCGACAAGAUCAGAACAGCAAUAGAUUCAAAUCCGGAAGAUGAGCUCAAAGAUGUGGAAAUGCCGGACAGAAAAUUUGCUCCCAAGCGCAAGAUUGCAAAGCAUGUCAGGAUCACAGAAUUUCCCAAAAUCAUGGCCAUACAUCUAUCACGAUCAAUAUUCGAUGCCAGUAGAUCAACCAUGAAGAACUCGGCGAAAGUAUCAUUUCCAGAGCGUCUACCUUUAGGCGGACUUGCUGAUCGAAAAUUCUACAAGUUGUCCAGUGUUGUCUGUCACAAAGGAAGUCAUCAUUCGGGCCACUAUGAAACAUUUAGACGGCAAUCUAUCUUGACGCCUUAUUCAAAUCCAAACACUUUCAGGGCAGCUGCAGUAUACAGCAAAUCAGCAAGCCCAAUGACUUCCGAGAUCUCUACACCCUACAUAGGUAUCUCACACCGAGGUGAUGAUACGAACGGAGACGUCAGUACUCUCUCAUCAAUGCCAGAAGUACUAUCACCAUCCUCUGCCGCAUCAUCAUCACCCUCCCUGCCAUACACCAACGGGUAUCGAAUAUCAGGAGAAUCAUCACGCAACGGCUCGGGCCGACAUCUCUCCUUUGCAACAUCCACCUCAGGAUCAUCUCACACCACUACCCGGCAACUCGGUCCUACUUCCGCGCCUCGGGACCCCGAUCCAUCGUCAAGAGAUCCAGAAACUGGCAGCAUACGCUCAAUUGCUAGAUCUGCAAAGUCGACUUUAUCAUCCAGACUUUCUCGCUCAAAAACAUCAUCUCCAUCCCCAUCGGACUCCACUCCCUCGGCCGCACCGACUUUAAAUAAAAAAGUGGAAAUGAAUGGGGCCUCGACAAGGACAAGCAUGGCUGAUGUUGUACGACCCAAGAGGAAGAGGAAGACGACAGACAGGUGGUGGAGAAUAAGCGAUGACAAAAUCAAGGAAAGUAAAACCAGUGAUGUGUUAGGGAUGCAAAGGGAAGUGUACUUGUUAUUCUACGAACUCGAGAAGGACGAUUCGGAAAGUCCAAACUCGGCUUAGAUUUCUAUCCCAUCGAUGAUUUGGAAGAUAAAAUGAUGAUGGAUUUGCAUGGUUUGGCCGGUUGCAUAUACAUGAGCAUGGGGGCAUCUGAAAAUCAUAUUGCGACUGCUAUUUACAUUCAGUCGUGCCAUUCUACGGCAUUUCGUGUCAUUGACACGGUCAGAUUUCCCAUCUUGAAUUAGAGAAGUGCAUAGCCACUUUGUUGAUCGUUGCAUAGAUGACAAAUUCGAAAGACUUUUUAUCUGCUCC
Messenger RNA from Mollisia scopiformis, 2644 nucleotides. Its product is annotated as cysteine proteinase. Bases 314 to 2395 code for a protein of 693 amino acids. NCBI's taxonomy places the organism in Eukaryota, Fungi, Ascomycota, Leotiomycetes, Helotiales, Mollisiaceae. The transcript has a single exon. Gene Ontology annotation, cellular component: nucleus; cytosol. Gene Ontology annotation, biological process: protein deubiquitination. The record is from RefSeq and is a predicted model, not a curated record. Gene Ontology annotation, molecular function: cysteine-type endopeptidase activity; cysteine-type deubiquitinase activity.